CAUAAUGGAGGAACAAGAUCACGACUCAUAUGAAUUUGCAUUCACUUGGACUAUUGAAGACUUCAUUAUGUGGUCACCUUUCUUAGGAGUUCUUCGUAGCCCAAGGUUUGUCUUGAAUUCUUUACCAGACAUCAGAUGGUACAUCGAACUAAAUUUUUCUCAGCUUCAAGAGAGUUAUAUUGCAUUCCUUUCACUAGGAAGAAGUUCUUUCAUACCAUCUCCGUGUACCGUAACAUGCGAGGUUCAAGCACUAGAUCGUGACGAAACGUUAAUUUAUGAAAGCAAAGAACCUUUUGUCUUAUUUCCAUAUGCACUAAAGUUUGACGGCGUUUGCCGUAUCGAAGGUCAUCGUUUGAUGUCUUUAGCAAGCAAUAUCCUAAUCAUAAAAUGCAUCUUGAAAGCAGUGUGGCAGAAAGAUUAUGAAGAACUUUUACCCCAGAUUUCGUACGAAACUGGACUACUCACAGAUGUCGUGUUGCAUGCUGGUGGUGCAGUUUUCAGAGUGCAUAAAGCUAUGUUAUGGGCGAGAUGGCCUAAGUUAGCAGAACUGUUCGAUACAAAAGCGAGCUCUGAGCUCUUUCUAGAUAUGAAAGCUAAUGUAUUGGAGACUGUGCUGCAAUUCAUUUACACCGGAAAAGUAGAUUUCAAUAGUCCUGAAUUAUUAGGAGAACUAUAUGAAGCUGCUGCAAGGUAUGGGAUUUCUGGCUUGAAUCCUGUAAUUAUUUUAGAACAGAAAGCGCGAACUCGCGUAUAUGUAUUAAAAACAUCUUUCAAAUGGCCAAUAAAGAAUUUCUCCAGCCUGCCUAUAAACACAGAACUACGUAGUCAUCUAUUUACUGUAGGUAAAUUAAAAUCUUGCAGAUUUUAUUUAACUCUACAUAUACUUGAAGAUGUGAUGCAUAACAGAAUGUUUAGUAUCAGCCUCUGUAAAAUACGAGAGGAAAAUUUCAAGCCGAUUUUUGUGAAAAGCAAGAUAUCUUUCGAUGAGAGUUCUUUUCAAAGUGAAUACUUCUUCCACUCACAUGGAAUAUGGAAAUGCGCAGAAUUUCUCCGAAAUAUUUCUAAAGGUUUAGAAAAUGUGUUAUUGCUUAAAUGCGAGUUUAAAAUUUCAGAUUGCAGUCAUUCAUCUGAAAUCGUUGAAUCUUCUUGUGCUUUUGCAUCGUCUCUAAGUUACCAUCAUUUUAGCGCCAACCUUAGUAGUCUCUAUGAGAGUGGAACAUUAUCGGACAUUACUAUAGCGGUCGGUUCGAGAACUUUGUCCGCGCACAAAUUCAUUCUAUGUAGCCGAUCUGUUGUUUUUUCUAGAAUGUUCCAAACGGAACUGAGGGAGUCGAAUGAUAAUACACUUCAUAUUACAGAUGUCAGUCCCGAUGUAAUGAAUGAUAUGCUUGCGUAUAUAUAUUCAGGUAGCUUUGAAAGAACCUUGAGGGCAAUUCUUCAGAGACCGGUUGAUCCAUUCUGCGAGAUGGAGAAACUUUAUUCAGCAUCUUUUAAGUACGAUGUCCCAGCUCUCAAGAAAAAAUGUUCGUCCUAUUUAAAAUCCCGUCUUACUCCUUGGAACGCGUGCACAGUAUUCCAACUGGCCCUUUCACAUUCUGAUGAUGAGCUAUAUAAAUGUGUACUAGAAUACACUACGUCUCACGCAGAAGAUGUUUUCUCAACUGACAAAUGAAAGGAAUAUGUAAAAGAUAACUUAGCAGGUAAAUUUUUGCAGGAUAUGGUCGUUCAUAAAAAUGAUAAUCCAGGACAAUUAUUCCCAAAUUCUGAAUCUCAGCCUAGUACAGUAGGAUAGGAAACUAUUUUGGAUACAUUGUGACAAUUGUGAUUACGUGCAUGUGCUUUGAGAUGUUAAAAUAUUUUCAGAAGCACUUCUUCAGAAUAAUUAUGACUUCUAUAUCGGAAUUUUAAAAUUUUUAUAGAACUUUAAAUAAAUUAAUUUGGUAAGUAAAAA
Messenger RNA from Stegodyphus dumicola, 1951 nucleotides. Its product is annotated as speckle-type POZ protein B-like. NCBI's taxonomy places the organism in Eukaryota, Metazoa, Arthropoda, Arachnida, Araneae, Eresidae. Gene Ontology annotation, molecular function: protein binding. The record is from RefSeq and is a predicted model, not a curated record.